AGGACAUCAGUACGUACAGGUACGUACUCGUACUCGUGUUAGGUGUACGUUGGGUAUUACAAUACGAUACUACCGUAGACUUUUUCUUUUUUUCUCUCGAGACAAGAAUGUUCCGAAAAUGGAAAAUGAAGCACCGUCCUAGGCUUUGGUUAUCUGCACCGAGCUCCAAAAGUCUUUUAAAACAUCCGACUAAUGACGAGGAUCUGGUCUCUCGAAGAGUAUUGCUCCAAGCAAGCUCACCUGCUGAACGACAGUGAAAAUGGAGUCCCCACYRCCAGCGCUGGAGACGACUACUGGUCCUCGUUUUUGGGAAAGAACGACCUCGAAGCGAACCGCAAGUUUUUUUUAGAUCUAGAACUUCCGACCGUCCAUCCUUUUUGUCUCGACAGUGGCGAAAUCUUUGAGUUCGACGCUUCGAUUCCGCCCAUGGGGUCUCUGAAUCUGUUGGGCGAAAUAUGGAGCGCGGGUCAUUCCAACGAGUCGGCAACACGAAUGGAAUCGUUUGUGACGCUUUGGUACAUGGUGGCACCUGCACUGCUGGCUAUGGCAGAGCUGUGGCUACGACUGUUUGCCGGRUUAAUCGGUCCGAUUGGGAUUGCCUACCUCGCCGUUUCGCCACCGUUGAAAGCUACGAAACGYACCUCGUUCGCAAUUGUUCUGACGGUGGGAUCGUCCCUGAUACUGAUGACUGAUACCCUGUACGUCUUGCACAAUGGACCAUCGUAUGGAGCCACAUUAUUUUUAGCCUCCGUCAUMGUAUGCACGAGGUUGUGCUGGAAGCACAAUCUGAGGCUUGCAUCCRUAAUCGUUGCACUCUUGGUAAUCUUGUCAGCGCAUUUGGUCCACUUCCACGACGGGGAGCUUGUCUUCGGGAGUCCGGUGGACGAGGUCAAGCUGGAGGAGGGACUAUACUUCGAUUCCAAAAACACCCUAGUAUCCCGCAUCGUGGAGCGAUGGUCGGAAAACUAUAGAGUAUAUGAUGUAGAACACGGUGCCACAACGUGGAUGCCAACCGGGGAUUCCCGCACCGGGUUGCCCUUCAUGAUCCACAAGUUCCACCCAGACCAGUAUCCUAGCUGGAACCGUGUCUUUCUCAAGGUUCAGGACGAUCGAGAUCCGGUCUCGGAAUACGUCUCUCUCGAUGUCUCCUUCCCAAAGACCACUGGCCACGAUUCCAGAAAGCCGAUCUAUUUCGUUCUCCACGGAUUGUCUGGAGGCAGUCAGGAGGAGUACAUCCGAGAUUUGACCAUAAGAAGGAACGCAGAGGGAUCCACCGUUGUGGUCAUGAUUGCCCGCGGCAUGAUGGACACGCCGAUCCGGGGAUUUAGGUUCUUCAACGGUGCCCGCACCUCUGAUGCACACGAAGCAGCUUCCGUGCUCCGGCGGGUUCUGGGGAGCGAGCAGGUACUGGUGGGAGCYGGCUAUUCCAUGGGCGGCAUCAUCAUAAGCAACUAUGUAGCAACCUACGGUUCCGACUGUGCUCUCGAUGCAGCGGUCGCUGUGAGCGGUGGACUAGACAUGAGGUAUCAGGAGGACGCCUUCCGGACCCAGAGGCUUUGGCAGCCAAUGCUGGCAGGAACCCUACGGGAUGAGUUUCUGCUUGGGAAAUUCGGACACCGUGUGAAAGAGAAGCUGACCACGAUAGAGUAUCUAAAGGUGCUGAGAUCAUCCCAUAUUACGGUGAGUAGAAAGGAAGAUCGAAGGUCGCACACARGAUUCCUCUUGAUGUGUGAAAAUAUUUGCAAGCCGACCCCCUCAUCCUUCUGACACUGUUUUUUUUUCUGUGUUUCGAUUUCUCGCACGCACGCUUGGUCCGGUAGGAAAUCGAUCGGUACGCCGUAGUCCCACUGAAUGGAUUCGAUGAUCUCGAUCAUUACUACAGAGAAAUGAGCGCUCUUGGCGACAUACCACACAAUCCAGUUACARAUUUGUUGGAGGACACAAACAAAACCAGCAAGAUUCACAGUAUAGCGAUUCCUUUUCUCGUUGUCCACGCCUUUGACGAUCCCCUCAUCACAUGGCGGACUACGAUCCAGAAUACGGGAUUUAUGCACCCAGCCAACCUCACCAAGAGUGGUUCUGGCUAUUUAAUGAUGCUUCUGACGAAAGCGGGCGGACAUGUCGGUUGGCCCCUCGGAUUGUGGCCAACCGAGAACAAAUGGAAAUGGAUGUCGGAUGUGGUCAUGAGUUUCGCACAAUCCGUCCACGAAUCAAAGAUGGAAGGAAAGGAAUUAUCCUAAUCUKUUUGAUAAGUUUCUCUGUUGUUAGAAUGMAUAUCUUCUUUUGUUUGAAGUGUUUUCCUCUUCUCUUGGGCUGUCUUUUCGACUUCACCGCCUUCCUAUCGGUGAUGAGCCAGCUACACUGGAGAUAAGAUGUAGUUCUGAUUUACUUUGUUUUACUACAGUUAUACUGUAGACGAAUGAAGAAUGAAAGAUUUGAGUACAG
Molecule: messenger RNA, 2445 nt
Organism: Pseudo-nitzschia multistriata
Lineage: Eukaryota; Bacillariophyta; Bacillariophyceae; Bacillariales; Bacillariaceae
Source: the annotation of a GenBank genome assembly